Messenger RNA from Ixodes scapularis (black-legged tick), 1111 nucleotides. RefSeq lists its product as uncharacterized. The transcript has a single exon. The coding region runs from base 19 to 819 and encodes 266 amino acids. NCBI's taxonomy places the organism in Eukaryota, Metazoa, Arthropoda, Arachnida, Ixodida, Ixodidae. The record is from RefSeq and is a predicted model, not a curated record.
GAGCUUCGGGCAGCCAAGAUGACCUACUGGUUAGGUAACAGAAAGACAGCUGGUGAGACCAAAGACCGCACACGGGAAAUGUCUCUGAUUGACGAGUUUUUUAUGGUCCUCGUGCGGUUAAGGACAGGGAUGGCAGGCAAGGAACUGGCCCGCAACUUCAACAUUUCUGAAGGGCAGGUAAGCAAGGUGUUUGUUACGUGGAUCAAGUUUCUCCAGCGACAGUUAAGGGUACUGUUACAGUUUCCGACAGUUGCUGAGAUUCAGCCCAACCUCCCUAAUGCCUUCCACAAGUUUUCUAACACGAGGGCUGUCCUUGAUGGAACUGAGGUACGUAUCCAGAAGCCGUCGUCGUUGCUUGCUCAGAGGCAGACCUUCUCGCCCUACAAACACUACAACACCUACAAAGCGGUUGUUGGAUGUACACCCGAAGGGUACAUUUGCCAUGUUUCACAACUGUGGGGUGGGACUGUGUCAGACAGAAUGAUAGUUGAGGAGAGUGGGCUCGUGGAUCAGUUGGAGUCGGGCGAUGCCAUCAUGGUAGACAAGGGAUUCAAAUUUAAUAGCCUACCACCUGGAGUGCAAGUGCACAUUCCGUGUUUCAGGCAGCCGAACGAACCUCAGAUGCCGGAGGAAGAUGUGGCACACACCCGGCGGGUGGCCAGUGCACGUGUAGUUAUUGAACGCGCAAUCGGAAGGAUUAAGCAAUUUCACUUCCUUGAUCGACCCUUCCCCAUCUCCAUGAUAGAUAUUGCAGAUGAGGCGUUUCAGGUUUGUUGCUUUUUAAGCAACUUUCGUAUGCCACUCAGCCGUGCUGAGUAGCAGCAGGACAUAUGUGUCGGCUUCAGUGGCAACCUUCAGCUUGAUAAACAUUUUAGAAUAACUUCCUUUUUGUGGUUGAACUCCAGGGUUUUGUUUUUAAAUGCAGCACGUCGGAGAUGGUUUUGAGGUACUCUAAAUGGACCACAGGGUUCCGGAAAAGUUCUCACUUUAGAGCCAUCAGUGAGCAGCGAGAACUCAUCCGCUCGCGACCACGUGCUGGCGGGCGCCGCGCAAACAAUAUGGUAAAAGUAGGAAAGUCUCAUCCGGGUCCGGCCACACCCGUCCGGCCCUG